This is a messenger RNA of Vitis riparia (riverbank grape), 2522 nucleotides long. Its product is annotated as ATP-dependent DNA helicase Q-like 3. The coding region runs from base 211 to 2400 and encodes 729 amino acids. Gene Ontology annotation, molecular function: ATP binding; four-way junction helicase activity; nucleic acid binding. Lineage: Eukaryota; Viridiplantae; Streptophyta; Magnoliopsida; Vitales; Vitaceae. The record is from RefSeq and is a predicted model, not a curated record. The transcript has 21 exons. Gene Ontology annotation, biological process: double-strand break repair via homologous recombination. Gene Ontology annotation, cellular component: cytoplasm; chromosome.
CCCAAAUUACCCUUGCCCUUUUCUUCUCCAAUUCAAAUUCCCGGGAAAACAAAGGCGAGUAAAAAGCAGAAACAAAAAGAAAAAAAAAAAUCCCAAAAGAACUGUUCUUCUGCAUCGCUUAUCUGUAAAAAACAUUUUCUCGAUCGAUCCUGGUGGACUCAGGAAUUUUACUUCGACUGGAAUCUCCAACCAGAUUUUAGCUGCAGUGGGAUGAAGAAGUCACCAUUGCCGGUGCAAAGUGUAUCUGGUACUGAGAAGAAAGUAUGUGGAAAGGAAGCUCUGGUCAAGCUCUUAAGAUGGCAUUUUGGGCAUGCGGAAUUCAGGGGAAGGCAAUUGGAGGCCAUUGAAUCCAUCUUAUCGGGAAGAGAUUGUUUUUGUCUCAUGCCAACAGGAGGAGGAAAGUCAAUGUGUUAUCAGAUUCCUGCACUGGCAAAACCAGGGAUUGUGCUCGUGGUUUGUCCUUUAAUAGCCUUGAUGGAAAACCAAGUGAUGGCAUUGAAGGAAAAAGGGAUUGCUGCAGAAUUUCUUUCCUCAACUCAGACCACAAAAGUUAGAGAUAAGAUCCAUGAAGACCUUCAAUCUGGAAAACCAUCCUUAAGGCUACUGUAUGUAACACCAGAAUUGAUUGCAACACCAGGGUUUAUGUCAAGGUUGACAAAGAUUCAUGCUAGAGGGUUGCUGAAUCUGAUUGCCAUAGAUGAGGCUCAUUGCAUUUCUUCAUGGGGACAUGACUUCAGGCCUAGCUACCGGAAACUUUCAUCUUUGAGGAACCACCUCCCAGAUGUACCAAUAUUGGCAUUAACAGCCACAGCUGUUCCUAAGGUUCAGAAGGAUGUGAUAGAGUCCUUGUGCUUGCAAAAUCCUUUAGUCCUAAAAUCAUCAUUCAAUCGUCCUAAUAUAUACUAUGAAGUUCGAUACAAAGAUCUGUUGGAUGAUGUCUAUGCUGAUCUAUCUAAGCUACUCAAAUCUUGUGGGAAUGUUUGUGGAAUUGUUUACUGCCUUGAGCGUACUACUUGUGAUGAAUUGUCUGCUCAUCUAUCAAAAAAUGGCAUCUCUUCUGCUGCUUAUCAUGCAGGGCUAAACAAUAAAUUACGGAGUUCCGUCUUAGAUGAUUGGAUUUCUUCUAAGAUACAAGUUGUUGUGGCCACUGUGGCCUUCGGGAUGGGCAUAGACAGAAAGGAUGUCAGAAUCGUUUGCCACUUCAAUAUUCCAAAGUCAAUGGAAGCAUUCUAUCAAGAGUCAGGUAGAGCUGGUCGAGAUCAAUUGCCCUCACGGAGUCUCUUGUACUAUGGGAUAGAUGACCGCAAAAGAAUGGAAUUUAUUCUGAGCAAUGCAGAGAGCAAGAAGUUGCAGUCCUCGAGUUCGCAGGAUGGGAUGUCAAAAAAGUCUCUUGCCGAUUUCAGUCAUAUGGUUGAAUACUGUGAAGGAUCUAGUUGCCGAAGAAAAAAAAUCCUUGAGAAUUUUGGGGAACAGGUAGCUGCAUCAAUAUGUAGAAAAUCAUGUGAUGCCUGUAAACAUCCAAAUCUAGUUGCAAAGUAUUUGGAGGAGUUUGCAUCUGCCUGUGCUCUUCGCCAGAACAAUGGAUUCUCUCGAAUUUUUAUCAGCAGCUCCUCUGAUCUGGUUGAUAAAGAGCAACUCACCGAAUUCUGGAAUCGUGAUGAUGAAGUAAGCGGUUCCGAGGAAGAUAUAUCCGAUUCUGAUGAUGGUAUUGAGGUUGGGAAGAGUAUGGCCAGGCCUAAGUUACCAUCAAAGUCAGGACUAAGUGAGAAGAUUGAGUUAUUGCAACGUGCAGAAGAGAAUUAUUACCAGAAUAAAUUCCCUGACAAGCAGAUCAAUAAACCAGACAAGAAUGCCAUAUCAGAGGCCCUCAGAGAAACAAGCAAGCAAAGAUUAUUAAAUGCCCUAAAGCAAACCCAGCAGCGACUUGGCAACUUAGAGAUUAACUUAGAAACAUCAGCCAUCUUCCUUGAAAAUGAAUGCUACAAGAAAUACGGGAAGACUGGGAAAUCCUUCUAUUAUUCACAAGUGGCAAGCACAGUGAGGUGGCUAUCAACUGCAAAUUCAACAGACUUAACAAACCGGCUUGGCACCAAAACCAGUUCGGCCACAGACAACAUUAUCUCUAAAGCAGAUUCUCCUAUAAUUUCCUCCUUAGACCAAGGACCAACAAAAAUUAGCAAUGGAGAGCACUGCAGUGCUAAACCACAAACUUCUUCGUGUGCUUCUCCAAUGCAGGGUGCUUCUUCCCAAGAUAAAGGUCUACCACCUAUUCCAUCCUUAUCUGACUUUGUGAAGAGCAGAACAGCAAAAGGCCAUCAAGCAAACCCUUUAUCUAAGUUGAGAAAACAGUCUCCAAAAAGAGCUGAGAGGAAUCUGGAGAAGAGGUCAAGGUUGCAGUAAACUCUGGUUCCUUUUGCAUUUUUUUUUUCUUUGUUCAUUUUGGUAGUACACUGACAGAGUUUGCUCAAAACUUUCUAUAUUUAAUUCAUGAUUAUAAACGUCAUGUUGCAGCUGUUCCCAUA